AUGUCGCAAUCACAACUCAGCUAUGCAAAGUACGGAAAGGACAAUGUCCGCCUCUUCAAGGUCCGUCGUGAGCAGAACGGUGUUCAGCACGUCACUGAGAUGACUGUCUGCACUCUUCUCGAGGGUGACAUCGAGGAGUCCUACACCAAGGCAGACAACUCGCCCGUCGUCGCAACCGAUACCCAGAAGCAGACCGUCUACGUCCUGGCCAAGCAAAACCCUGUCGACCCUCCUGAGCUCUUCGCUGCCAUCCUCGGCCAGCACUUCAUCGACACCUACAGCCACAUUCAUGUCGCAAAUGUCAAGAUCAUCGUCCACCGCUGGAGUCGCAUGACCGUCGAUGGUAGUGCUCACCCUCACUCUUUCCUUCGCGACGGUACCGACAAGCGCACCGUCGAACUCGUCGCAAGACGUGGUCAAGGCAUCACCAUCAAGUCGGGCAUCGACGGCCUGCUGGUUCUCAAGAGCACUGGAUCUGCCUUCCACGGCUUCCAUAGAGACGAGUACACUAGACUCCCCGAGACCUGGGACCGCAUUCUCAGCACUGAAGUUCAGAACUCAUGGCAGUGGAAGCAAUUCAAGAACGUCGAGCAGGUCCGCAAGGAGCAAGACAAGUUCAACAAGUGUUACGAGGCCGCCAAUCAGAUCACCCUCGACACUUUUGCAAAGGAGAACAGCGCUAGUGUGCAAGCUACCAUGUACAACAUGUGCAACCAGAUUCUUGCUGUUGCUCCUGACACAACGGACAUCGAGUACACUCUGCCCAACAAGCACUACUUUGAGAUUGACCUCAGCUGGUUCAAGGGCUUGAAGAACACGGGCAAGGAUGCUGAAGUCUACGCUCCUCAGAGCGACCCCAACGGUCUGAUCCACUGCCGUGUGUCGAGAAAGGAUCCCAAGGCCAAGCUAUAG
This is a messenger RNA of Aureobasidium melanogenum CBS 110374, 912 nucleotides long. Its product is annotated as uricase. Gene Ontology annotation, cellular component: peroxisome. The coding region runs from base 1 to 912 and encodes 303 amino acids. Gene Ontology annotation, molecular function: urate oxidase activity. The record is from RefSeq and is a predicted model, not a curated record. The transcript is spliced from 2 exons. Gene Ontology annotation, biological process: urate catabolic process; purine nucleobase catabolic process. Lineage: Eukaryota; Fungi; Ascomycota; Dothideomycetes; Dothideales; Saccotheciaceae.